AGGCAGCUCCCAAAAAGCCCCGUGGGGCAUCAACAUCAUGAAGAAAAACAAGAAAUCUGCGCCGCGCGCCUUCGGCGUCAGGCUGGAGGAUUGUCAGCCUGCCCCCGACAACAAGAACGUGCCCCUGAUCGUGGAGGCGUGCUGCAAAGUGGUGGAGGACCGGGGGCUGGAGUACAUGGGCAUCUACCGCGUGCCCGGCAACAACGCCGUGGUGUCCAGCCUGCAGGAGCAGCUCAACAAGGGAGCCACCGAGAUCAACCUGCAGGACGAGGUGAGGGCAGGGCAGGUGGCUGUCCCCAAGGCUGGCCCCGUCCUGGUCUCCAUCGCUGUCAUGCCUCUGGAAUGCUCUCCUGGUCUGUGUCAUUGUCCCUGUCCUUGUUAUCAUCCUUGUUCCUGUCAUCAUUCCUGUCCCGUCAUCCCUGUCCUUGUUAUCAUCCCUGUCCUUGUCAUCAUCCCCGUCCUUGUUGUCAUCCUUCUUCCUGUCAUCAUCCCUAUCCGGGACCUGCCAGGCCAUUACUACGAAACCCUCAAAUUCCUGGUGGGCCACCUCAAAACCAUCGCUGACCACUCGGAGAAGAACAAGCUCUGA
Messenger RNA from Ficedula albicollis (Collared flycatcher), 589 nucleotides. Its product is annotated as rho GTPase-activating protein 23-like. Bases 38 to 589 code for a protein of 183 amino acids. Gene Ontology annotation, biological process: signal transduction. The record is from RefSeq and is a predicted model, not a curated record. NCBI's taxonomy places the organism in Eukaryota, Metazoa, Chordata, Aves, Passeriformes, Muscicapidae. The transcript has 4 exons.